GGUGACGCUUUUGAUCACGUGUUCUUAUCCUAGGUACGUACGUCGUAUUUUCUUUUCCCUUUUCUUUCUGCUCAGAUCGAUUCGAAAUAAACAAGACUAACGAGACUAUUGUACCUUGUUGUAGUGGCCACUGUAGGGCUUACUACUAGCUAUUACCCACGGUAGUUCAAGAAACGGGGUCCUCCCCCUCAUCGCAACUGGAAUAUACAGGAGCCCUAUCUUAUGUUAUUUAUUUAUUUAUAUGGCUAGCUACCUAUUUAUUGUUUGCAUUUCCUUUCCCCGGAACAAGUGAAAGGUAUCUUUUCUGCUAAUUAAAACGCACCUGAAUUGGGUUUCCUGGAAAACGCCUCUGAGGUCACAGAAGGUCAUGUGCCCACACUCUCCCAUACCCAUGGCUGGUGCUUGAUGCUGGGAACUCCAGCUUUGGAUUUUUUGUCGGACUGCACGUAUUUUUGCGUCAGGUGUCUUCGCACAUCCCUCUGUGUUUUUCAAAGCCAUGGCCAGCAAGAGGAAAUCCACCAUCCCUUGCAUGAUCCCGCUAAAAUCAAUGCACUUGCGGGAAGAAGUAGAGCGGGAGGGGGGCCUACCAGACUGUCUGCCGCACCCAGGCAAGGAUGGCGUAUUCCCCUCCGUGGAGGACUCAUUUGGACAGGGCUCCCAGGAGUUAGCUGAGUCCUCCAGGCCUGAGAAGAGCAGUGUCCAACAGGAAGGGGGCACUUACACUUGCAGACCAUGCAAUUUCGAAUCCCAGGACUUAAACCUUUUCCUGGACCAUGUCUAUAGCAGCCAUGCAGACUUCCGGGCAGAGCCAAGCUUCUACUGCUUGGAUUGCAGCGUGUCCACCGCAAAGUUUGAGGGCCUGGCCCUGCACAACGCCCGUUGUCACCCGAGCACCGCGGCCACCACCCUGCAGGUGAAGAAGAGAGACAGGAGGACCAUGGUGGAGCAGAGGUUAGUCACGGGUGAGGGGUCCAAGGAGUCUGAGAUCUCCAUCACAAAGACACCCAUCAUGAAGAUGUUGAAGGGGAAGUCAGAACCCAAGAGGAUUGUCGUGUCCCACAUGGUGGAGGAGUCGAGCCUGGACUCUAUCACCAGCAAGGAGGUAGAGAAGAAAGACACCCCCAUGGUGACACAUGUGCCUACCAUUGUUCACAAUGGAGCAGCCAGUAAGGUCACUCUCCCGUCGGCGAUACAGAUCGUGAACAGUUCUGGGACUCUGCCUGUGCUGAAAACAGCCAUCACCCAGGUUGUGUCCAUGGUGCAGAACCGGACCCUCCACCAGCAGUCACCCAUCAUGGCCUCUUCCACCUCCACCAGCAGCUCCAGGAACCUCCCAAAGGUGAUGAUCCCGCUUAGCAGCAUCCCCACCUACAACGCUGCCAUGGACACCAACAGCUUUCUCAAGACCUCCUUCAGCAAAUUCCCCUACCCCACCAAAGCUGAGCUCUGCUACCUUACUGUGGUCACCAAGUACCCAGAGGAGCAGAUCAAGAUCUGGUUCACAGCACAGAGGCUCAAGCAGGGCAUCAGCUGGUCGCCAGAGGAGAUCGAGGACGCCCGCAGGAAGAUGUUCAACACCAUCAUCCAGACCGCUCCCUCUACGCCCCAGCAGCAGCCGCAGCCACGACAGACCCACCACAACCCUGCCCAGCACACCAUCACCGUCCUGCCUGCCUCCCUGGGUCCCAGUGGCAUCCCCCAAAUCCUGCAGGGCAGCAUCGUAGGGCAGGGAGGGGUGAUCGUCACCCAGCCUGUGGUGGCCAACGGGAUCCAGGUCAGCAGCGCCCCUAUGGCCUUGGCGGUCACCCCCAAGCCCCAGACGGCAGCUAAGCCUAUGAUGCAAGCGCGACCCGCCGCUGCGUUGGUUGCCGACAAGGGAGCCAGCGUGGUGGUGGGAGCAGUCGGGAGCAGCAGUAGUGGCGUCAGUGUUAUUAGCAGCAGUAGCAGCAGCGGUGCUAGCAGUGUUAUCAGCUGCAGUAACAACAAUAUCACUAGAAACACCAGCAUUAUUACCAUUGCUGGAGGCAACAACAGUAGCAGCAGUGGCAGCAACACUGUCACCAACACUAGCAGUAACACUGUCAGCAACAUUGGCAGUAACAUUGGCAGUAACACUGUCAGCAACACUGUCAGCAACAAUGCCAGCAACAACAGCAAAAACAAUAGCAACAAUAACAGUACAGCCAGCUGUACUAACAGCACAGGCAGCAGUAGUAGCAGCAGCAACAACAGCAGCAGCAACAGUGGCAACAGCAAUGACAGCAGCGUCGGCAGCAACAGCAGCAAGGCGGCAGACUCACAGCCGCCUGUCGUCAGCACGAGCCACAGCUCCCGAACUCUCCCCAGCACUUUCCUGGACCCCAGCUUCUACAAGAACAAGAAGUCACAGGAGCAGCUGAGCACCCUCAAGCAGAGCUUCAACCGCAGCCAGUUCCCCGGUCAGGAGGAGGUGGAGCGGCUCACCAAGAUCACAGGCCUGUCAGUCCGGGAGGUGCGCAAGUGGUUCAGCGACCGCCGCUACCACUACCGCAACCUGAAGGGCUCGCGUUCUGCCGCGGGCGGCCCCUUCAGCGGGAACUCUCUCCUCGACCUCACCGACAGCUCCGCCUCCACCGAGAGCCCUAAACCCAAUCAGCACCCACAGAGCCCUCCCCCGCAGCAGCAGACGUCCCCACCCACUCCCUCGCGCCGAGCCCCGCGGCAGCAGACACCUGACUUCACCGCCAUCCGCUACAAGGAGCGGGACCCCCAGCAGGUGCGUGCUCUGGAGGCCAGCUUCGCCCAGGACCCGCUGCCCUCCGAGGAGGAGGUGGACCGGCUGCGGGCCGAGACCAAGAUGACCCGGCGGGAGAUCGACGGGUGGUUCUCGGAGCGGCGGAAGAAGGUGGCGGCCGAGAAGAAGAGGGAAGAGGCCGAGAGGGCGGAGGAGGACAGCGACGAUGUCACCGAGAAGGACGCUGACGCGAAAUGCAACACGCAGGACCCCUCACAAGCGACAUCGCUGAAUCAGAAUCAGGUCAAAGAGGAGAAACAGAAGGAGGACGCCCCCGGCUCCAAGCCCAAAGUCAGCCCCAUCAAAAUCAACCUGAAGAUGCUCAAGGUGACAGAGUCCAAUGGAAAGACAGAGUCUGAAAUCAGCCAUGCAUCACAGGCGGGGAGCCCGACGACACCACCCCCAUCAACCUCCAGCCACGGAAAGAAGACACCUGACCCAUUCCAUUCGCUCAAGCAGUUUUUCACCCACACGAUGUGGCCCACCAGCCAAGAGUAUGAUGAGCUCGCCGCCAAAUCCGGGAUGCCGCGAGCAGAGGUGGUGGGCUGGUUCGGGGACAGCCGCUACGCUCACAAGAACGGGCAGCUGAAGUGGCUGGAGAGUUACCAGCAAAUGGCGGAAGAGGAGAAGGAAUUGGAGGAGACCAAAACUGAGGUACUGAAGGCCCACCUGCUCCUCCAUGGGAAGCUGGAGGAGGAGCAGGUGAAGGGGCUGGCGGAGUCCAGCGGGCUGAGUGAGGAGGACGUGCGGAGGUGGUUCGUCACUCGGGCACCCACGCUGUCAGAGAGCGAGAGGGCGGAGGGAGCUGGCAGCGUGGACUCAGCAGCGCCUCCACCAGUAGCUGCAGCCACAUUACACCAGGACCAAAGGGUGAAGGAGCCAACUGAACAAACGGCUGGCAGUCUGGUCUCGAGCAAGGAACGAACGCUGGCUACUGACGCGCAGUCUGCAAGCACCAAGCAAGGGACAGACUGAGGAAAAAUGACCAGCGAGCACGAGAACAUCUGGGGUUUAAAAAUGGUCUUUAUGGGAAGUGUUUGCGAUGGCGGCAGACGUGACUGUAACAGGAUCGUUGGACCCACCCCCCUACCCCCCUCCAAAGUCUCUUUUUGAAAGAGUACCAACGGGGCCUCCGUCUCAGCAAUUUUUGUGAGAAGCCUUUUUUUUUCCAGGUCGGCCUGCUGCUGACAGAGAGCAUGAUGGGAAGAGGGGGGGCUGGAGCUCCAGCUCCGGCCAAUGGGGAGAGAGCACACAGCAACAAGAUGGAUAUCGACCAAGCCAGUCCUAACGGCAGGAUCACAGGAUUGUUGAAGGAAAGGAUUUUUCAUGAAACUAUGAGGUACAGGAUAGGAACAGCAGAGGGGAGCUCAAUUCAUGACUGACAUUACAAAGAUGUCUAGGAUACGUUUCUUGUAAUUUCUUACAUUUCUAGAAACCAGUACUUUGGCACAGCUGUUGUCCAUUAUCUUGGAUUUUUUUUUAAAUAAAAAGGAAAUCACUGACUAUCAGUUUUACCAGAAUUCAAGCAUACCUAGGCCUGUUACCAUUUUUACAGAUCUCACUAUUUGCAGAAUAAAAUGACAAGAUGUGAGUGAGUUUCUUUUUUCCUAUGUCAUUUUUAAGGCUAU
Megalops cyprinoides (Indo-Pacific tarpon) is the source of this 4401-nucleotide messenger RNA. RefSeq names its product zinc fingers and homeoboxes 3 (gene zhx3). Gene Ontology annotation, cellular component: nucleus. The record is from RefSeq and is a predicted model, not a curated record. The transcript is spliced from 3 exons. Lineage: Eukaryota; Metazoa; Chordata; Actinopteri; Elopiformes; Megalopidae. The coding region runs from base 497 to 3748 and encodes 1083 amino acids. Gene Ontology annotation, biological process: regulation of transcription by RNA polymerase II. Gene Ontology annotation, molecular function: DNA-binding transcription factor activity, RNA polymerase II-specific; DNA binding.